AGCACAUUCCAAUAUUGGCCGUUUCAAACUCGCCCCUCCCCCACUAUUAUUUUUCUUUCUUUCUCCAUACGUACCCCCAUUUUCCUCUCUUCUCAAUUCUUAUCAUCAUUUCCGCUGUCUCCUGUACGGAUUAAAAGAGAAAGGGAUCAUCGGCUUAUCGUUCCGGUUGGUUAUAGUCAUCAAAAAGUGUGAGAUAGAGAGGGAGAGAUGGCCAAUAGAGUGGAUCACGAGUACGAUUAUUUAUUCAAGAUCGUUUUGAUCGGGGACUCCGGAGUCGGAAAAUCUAACAUUCUAUCUAGGUUUACUCGAAAUGAGUUCUGUUUGGAGUCUAAAUCUACCAUCGGAGUUGAGUUUGCAACCCGUACUCUUCAGAUAGAGGGAAAGACAGUCAAGGCACAAAUAUGGGACACUGCAGGACAGGAAAGGUAUAGGGCUAUUACUAGUGCAUACUACAGAGGAGCUGUGGGUGCACUCCUUGUGUACGACAUAACCAAGAGGCAAACUUUUGAUAAUGUCCAAAGGUGGCUUCGGGAAUUGAGGGAUCAUGCUGAUUCUAACAUUGUCAUCAUGAUGGCUGGAAACAAGUCCGACCUUAACCAUCUCAGAGCUGUUCAAGAGAACGAUGGCCAAACUUUGGCUGAGAAGGAAGGACUCUCUUUUCUUGAGACGUCAGCGCUGGAAGCAUAUAACGUGGACAAGGCUUUCCAGACUAUUCUGUCAGAAAUAUAUCACAUUAUAAGCAAGAAAGCAUUGGCUGCCCAGGAAGCGGCUGCCUCCACCGUGACUCCCGGUCAGGGUACCACCAUCAAUGUUAAUGAUUCGUCUGGAAACACAAAGAGGGGUUGUUGUUCUACCUGAGCAUCCUAUUUUCAAGGAACGGAAAGAAAUUUGCUAGCAUGCACAACUUUUCUUCCCCGCUUCUUUUUCAUUCUUUUUUCCCCUUUAUUCUCCCAUUCUUUGGGCAAAAAACGGCUUGUAGAGUACUUCUUACUUCAUUGUGACAGCAAAAAAGAGCUUAAGACUGAUGUUAAAAAGAGUUUAGUCAUUUAGGUGCUCAUUCACAUGAUAUAUUGUAGUUCUUGUGUUAUGGAAUGACUGAUACGGGUGAUAUGUGGCUGAGGCAAAUUAAACACAUGAGGUGGUCAUGUAGGUGUAGCAUUUUUCCUGUAGAUUAACUUCUUGGCUUUCUCUCUUACUUGUAAUAAAUAUAUUUUUGUCUA
This is a messenger RNA of Coffea eugenioides, 1220 nucleotides long. RefSeq names its product ras-related protein Rab11C. Gene Ontology annotation, cellular component: endosome. The record is from RefSeq and is a predicted model, not a curated record. Gene Ontology annotation, molecular function: GTPase activity; GTP binding. The coding region runs from base 208 to 858 and encodes 216 amino acids. The transcript has 3 exons. Lineage: Eukaryota; Viridiplantae; Streptophyta; Magnoliopsida; Gentianales; Rubiaceae.